AUGAUUUUUAAAUUGAGUAAAGCACCUACUAAAAUUUAUGUAAUUAUUAUUGCAAUAUUAUGGUUGGUAACAACAAUUAUUGGAGUGUCAAUAAUAUUAGGAACAUAUUUAAAUCUUUACAAAAAUAUAAAAAGUGACGUUGAUGUUGCAAUUGAAAAAUUUAAUAAAAUAUCAGAUAUUUUUAAGGAAACAAAAAGUUUAACCGAUAGUUUACAUGAAAUAGAAACCAAAAUUACAGGAGGAAAUUUUUGGCUUAAUUUAGUAGAAAAAAAUUUUAAUAUUGUAAAAGAAUUUUCUAAUAUAUUAUUAUCAGAUAAUACAAAAAAUUUGAUAAGUAAUGUUCAAAAUAAUCCUACCCUAGAAACUUUUGAUGCAAUUACAAAAAGUUUUGAAGAAGAUAUAACUAUUUUUAUAUCUACUUGGCAAAAAAAGAUUGAAGGUUUUGAUGAUAUUGGUUAUUUGUAUACAAAUGCAGUGGAUGUCGUAGAUGAUAUGUAUAAAGGACUUAAUUCUCUAAUCAAAGAUAUUAAAGUAAUUUUUGGAGAAUUGACUUUAUCAGAUAAAUUGAAAAUAGUUAUUGAUAAUAUUAAAGAAAAUAUAAUACCUAUUGUUGCUUUAAAAGAAAAAUACAAAAAUAAAAUAAGUCUUAUGUUUAUAAAAGAACUUAAAAAAAAAGGAGCAUCAGUGACUAUUGAAAAAAAUGAUAUUGAUGAUGGAUUAAUAUUAGUAAUACAUGGUUGUUAUCAUUUUGAAAUUAAGACAACUGUAGAAAAUGGAUUUCAAUCAUUAAUAAAUAGUUUAAAAGAACAAUUAACUGUAGAUAACUUAAAAAAAAAAUUUCUUUAUAAUCAUGAUGUUUCAGUUUCUGUGAAACAAGAUGGAUCAGAUGGAGAAACAAUUGAAAUAUGUCCAGCUUGGGGAAGAAAUCAAAGAACUUUUAUUAUAUUACUUGGAAUUCUUAUAGAAAAAAUUAAUAUAGCUAAAUUUAUCAUUUCUGGAUCUUUGUUAUUAAUUGUUAUAAUUUCAUUUAUACCAAUGGUAAUUACACUUAGUCAUGCAACUAGAAGAACUUUAACUCCAGCUGGAAAAAAAUAUUAUGGUAUUGAAGUACCACAACAUGCUGAUGCAAGUACUGUUUUAUCUGUAAUAAUUUUUUUUAUUGGCUAUUUAUUAGCAUUUGGUAUUAGUAUAAUCAAUGUUUUAUUUACAGUCAAGAAGGUAGAUGAAAAUAUUAAUGUUAGUAAAUGA
Messenger RNA from Strongyloides ratti, 1248 nucleotides. RefSeq lists its product as hypothetical. The transcript is spliced from 3 exons. Bases 1 to 1248 code for a protein of 415 amino acids. The record is from RefSeq and is a predicted model, not a curated record. Lineage: Eukaryota; Metazoa; Nematoda; Chromadorea; Rhabditida; Strongyloididae.